This is a messenger RNA of Jatropha curcas, 950 nucleotides long. The record is from RefSeq and is a predicted model, not a curated record. NCBI's taxonomy places the organism in Eukaryota, Viridiplantae, Streptophyta, Magnoliopsida, Malpighiales, Euphorbiaceae.
ACACAGCAAAUGCAGUCUGUUACCGUUUCGUCUUUAUGCCUGAAACUUUUUUUGCCCCAAUGCAACCUCCUUUCCUUUCCACCCUAGCUUAGUCCCACAUUUUUUUUUACCUUUAUAAUUCUUUAACCUUUUUCUAAAGCUGCUGCGCUUUUUUUUUUACAUAUUGAAUUCUCGCUCACAAGGGCUUUCUUGACAUUUUACAUAUUACAUAUUCUCAUUCUCUCUCUAUAUAUAGAUACCUUCACAGUGUUCACAUAUCCUCAACAUCUCUCUCUGAAUCAUAUUUACUUGGGUUUUUUUUGACAGAAAAAAAGAGAAUGGCUCAUUCAAAGCAUCCAUUGGCUUUUAUUUCUCUGGCUACCUUUAUGUUGCUUCUUUCUUGUCCUCUUUGUAUAGAGUCGAGAACCCAUGGAAGAGACCAGCAGUACCACAGGCAGGCAGCGAGUGGCGGUCAGGGAACGUGGUGCAUUGCUAAGCCAUCAACAGAAGAGGCAAAGCUUUUCCGCAAUAUUGAUUUUAGCUGUGCACAAAAUGGAGUGGACUGCGGGCCAAUUCAACUAGGUGGAAGUUGUUUCCUUCCAAACACAUUCAUUUCACAUGCCUCUUAUGCAAUGAAUCUCUUCUAUAAGGCAGCAGGAAAGCAUCCUUGGAAUUGUCAUUUUAAUGGCACUGGUGUCACUGUUACUCAGGACCCUUAGAGCUUGAAACGAGCAGAGAUGAUGAGAUGAUGAUCGAUCUGCUGCUGAAAAGUUAACCAUAUCAGAGGCUUUUUUUUUUUUUUUUUAAUCUUUGUUUUGUUUAUGAUGUCCCACUCUUAUGCAUAACGAGAAAAUAACUUGUCCCAUUUUGCAAACGACAAUGCUUUCUCAAUAUUGACUCUUCUUCCCGACAUUUGUAGAAAAAAAAAAAAUGCAAGGAUCAGUAAUAGCAAAUUUCAUGAGGUUAAUAAA